Lontra canadensis (Northern American river otter) is the source of this 772-nucleotide messenger RNA. It is a transcript of the gene AMTN, whose product is annotated as amelotin. The transcript is spliced from 9 exons. Gene Ontology annotation, cellular component: basement membrane; cell-cell junction. Lineage: Eukaryota; Metazoa; Chordata; Mammalia; Carnivora; Mustelidae. Gene Ontology annotation, biological process: odontogenesis of dentin-containing tooth; positive regulation of enamel mineralization. Bases 40 to 675 code for a protein of 211 amino acids. The record is from RefSeq and is a predicted model, not a curated record.
ACAUUUUGCCAAGUGGGGAGAAAGGUAUUCUUUUGAAACAUGAAGACUAUGAUUCUGCUACUUUAUCUUCUAGGGUCAACUCAGUCAUUACCGACGCAGCUCAACCCUGUUUUGGGACUUCCUCCAACAAAACCGGCUCCACAUCAGGCAACACUACUAAACCAGCAGCAGCCAAAUCAGGUACUCCCCUCUUUAAGUCUGAUACCACUGACGCAGAUGUUCACACUAGGGUCAGAUCUGCAGCUGCUAAAUCCUGCUGCAGAGAUGCCACCUGGUACCCAGACCCUCCCCCUGAGCCUGGGGGUACUGAACACACAACAGCAGCUGCAAUCCCAAAUGUUACCAGUUAUUGUAGCACACGUUGGAGCCCAUGGUGCUAUCAUAAGCUCAGAAGAAUUGCCGGUGGCCCCACAAAUCUUCACAGGACUCCUUUUUCAGCCACUGUUCCCGGGAUCCAGCCUGCCUACCAGUCCAGCUAAUCCAGAGGCCCAGAAUGGAAUCCUUCCUGCAGGGCAAGCCGGAGUGAAUCCUGCCGUCCAGGGAAUUCCAGAGGGCUUUUCCACAACUCCCAGUGACAUAGACGAUGACUUUGGAGUGACCGCCCCUGCAGGCAUCCAAAAGGGCAUGCACACCACCCAGGAAACCACCACUGGGUCUCCAAAUGGAAUUCAGUAAGCUGUUUCAAGUUUUUUCAACUAAGCCUCCUCACAUGUGGUGAUACAUGAGAAUCUUCCUCACUGAUCAUGUCAUGGAGACACACUAGAGAGUAUCA